Fusarium sp. VM40 is the source of this 561-nucleotide messenger RNA. The record is from the annotation of a GenBank genome assembly. NCBI's taxonomy places the organism in Eukaryota, Fungi, Ascomycota, Sordariomycetes, Hypocreales, Nectriaceae.
AUGCCCGCUAUGCAGAAGAACAGUCAAUCCAGCUCGACCAACAACACCGAGUCCAACUCAGUCGAGAAACCUAUAUUGCCAAAAGACUCCAUCACGGUCGUCACUCCAGUCAAAGAAUUAAAGCCCCUCGGUCCCGCUGCUACCGAACCUGCACUGGUUCCCGAGCUCCUCGUCACCGACACGUCGAAGAGCAUCGCGUUCUGGUGCGGGCUUUGCGGGUUCGAGAUCAAAUAUCAGCGCGCAGAUGAAGGCUUUGCAUAUAUCUCGCGCGGCACCGCACACGUCAUGCUCGAACAGCGUGGCGUCGGCCGGAACUGGAUCACAGCGCCCCUUGAUCAGCCAUUCGGGCGUGGGAUUAACUUCCAAGUCAGUGUCUCAAACCUUGAGCCGAUCCUCUUGUCUUUGUCCGAAGCCGACUACCCACUCUUUAUGCCGCCGGAGACGAAGUGGUAUCACGUUAGUGGAAUAGAGGAAGCGGGAGUCCAACAGUUCCUUGUCGCGGACCCUGACGGUUAUCUCAUCCGCUUUCAAGCAUCUAUCGGGCGACGCGUAAUCACCUAG